Molecule: messenger RNA, 6073 nt
Organism: Acanthisitta chloris (rifleman)
Lineage: Eukaryota; Metazoa; Chordata; Aves; Passeriformes; Acanthisittidae
Gene: MKI67
Product: marker of proliferation Ki-67
Exons: 12
Biological process (GO): regulation of mitotic nuclear division; regulation of chromosome segregation
Cellular component (GO): chromosome; nucleus
Molecular function (GO): protein binding
Source: RefSeq, a predicted model, not a curated record
AUGCCUCGUUACGGGAAGAUUGUGGUGAUCAAAAGGAAUGGCACAGAUGGAAUUAUAUUCCCACUCACCUCCACCUUGUGUUUGUUUGGAAGGAAAUCUGAGUGUGACAUCCGCAUGCGCCUGCCCUGGGUGUCCGGUGAGCACUGCAAGAUUGAGAUCAAUGAGAACAAGGAGCUCUACAAUUCUGAAGUAACUUUGUGUCUGUAUGACUUUGUAGAUAAUGCUGAGUGUGAAGGAAAAAAUGCCAAUGAAAAUCAACAGACUACAGAGAAAAACAUUCCUGAAGCUUUACCCAUCAAACUGCAAACACCCAGACGCAGAAAACAGCAAAUCUCUAAAAAGAGCAAAGAAAUGUCUCCCUUUUGUAAACUCUAUGAGAACCUGAAACAUGAGCUGAACGAGAAGGCACCUGUGUACAAGGGAAAUGCAGCUGUGCCAAAAGAUGAUGAGAGUGUUCUGGUGUCAAGAGACACAGGCCAAAGACACCUGCAGGAUCCCAAGGAGCUGAGUACACCAGGCAGAGCUAAAGGUGCUGAGGUUACCACCAGACUCAGCAGGUACAGUGCUGGAAACCACUCAUUUUUCCUGGAGCAGUGCUCUAUAGAGAGAUCAGAGUAUCCAAUUGAAGGGAAAACGCAGAGAUCAGCAACUGCCACCCCAAGUGGUUCUGAGGGAGGCAAAUAUGUUCUGUCCACACCAACCCCCAGAAGGAAGAGCCCUCGGUCUGGUUUUGUGUCACCUGCCAAGGACACCCCUGGGAUGAAUUCUGUCAGUACCGACAUUCCAAAAACUCCACGGCGAAGGAAAUCUUGUCCUGAAGUUCCACCUAGAACUCCAAGGGAAGGCUCAGUGCGUAGAACUGAUGUCAUCACACAACUGCCUUUGCCAGAAAACGAGUGCCUAAAGCCAAGGCGAAACAGCAAACAACAUACUCCAGGGAAACCUGUGCCAGAGGAAGUGCUGAAGGAAAUCUGUGCUCGGGCAAACUCGAAGGAGGGACACACUGAAACUCCUGCUGCUUUCCCUAGUUCCAAGAGUCCCAGGAGAAAUAGCAGGCAAAGGAAGGAAUCGUCAGACAAAAUUGUCCAUUCAGAGACACUGGCUACAGAAGGGAUGGUGCCAGCUCCUGUUGGGCACACACCUGGCUCUGCAAGGAAAACGGGAAAGUCAAGGACCUCUGGAGUGCUGAGGCAAACAGCACUGCAGACAAGUGCUGUUCAGGAACAUCCUGACAAGACUCCAGCCAGACAGGAGAGUGGAAGUCGGGCAGAGCUGAGCACAGAAGGUUCUCAGCAGACACCAGGUUUGGAGGAUGGCAGUGGUGUGAGGCCUCGUAGGCUGUCAGCAAAGAGAAGGUCCUCAGGCAGUGCUCCUGUGCUGGAAGGUGAUGAGUCUGUCUCAGACACUAACACCCCUGGGCUGAUGGCUGCAGAACAAUCAGGCAAGGCCAGAAGGAGCACUCAGAAGAGGAAAAGUGCUGAGUUAUUGCUGCAGUCUUCGAGCAAAAGAAAGAGAGUGUCUUUUGGUGGUCAGCUGAGCCCAGAGCUGUUUGAUAAGAGUUUGCCUCCCAACUCUCCCCUUAAAAGAGGAGCUCUCCCGGCCAGACAGAGUUUGCCAUAUGGAGAUUCACCUCGUGCUGUCCUCAAAAAGGCUCAGGGACUGAAGAGCUUGGCUGAGCAGGAAAAGAAAAGGUCACCAAAAAGUUCACCGGCCCAGAAGUCCCCAAGUGCCUCAUCCCCUGCCUCAGGGAAGGCAACACCUUUUGCUUUAGGCUCUCCAGCACCAUACAGAAAAGGGAGAUUCUCCAUUUCUUACCCUCCAACAGCACUGCCCAUGGCAGAGGAGAAGGAUCCUGGCACAGCAGACAUGAAUCCAAAAGAGAAAACACCUCAGUCUUCUUCUGCUAACCAAGAUGAGAAAACCUUUGGAAGAGCUACACCUGCCAGAUCAACAAGAGGUGCCCAAGUUCGCUUGAAGAGCACUCCAGAGGAAGAAAGGAAAAUCAAAGGGCACUUCAGCACAGGUCAUGCAGGGUCACCUGCUACAAUAGUUGUAGGCAGAUCUUAUUCCACCACAGUCAGAUCAGCUGGACGUGUCCCUAAGGUGGUAAGAAAUCCAACCCUGAAGCUGAACAUGAACAUGGAUGAAAGCUUCACAGGAGUGUCUGAAAUGUUUCAAACCCCAGAAAAUACGAGUGAAAAGACCUUACCUUUGGCUGCUGCUGGGAAUGCUGAAUGGACACCAACCUGUGCUGCAGGAGACACUUCUGAACUGAACACUCCUGAGGAGUCUGGAGAGAUGCUGGUGUCACCAUUAAAUAACUCAGAUGCUUCAGAGCAGAAACAAGAGAGUCCAGGCAUUCAUUACUUACUGAGACAGGCGUUGUCUCCAAGCUCUGUGUUUGAUGAAAUAGCCACAAAAACUCCUGCAAGAAGAAAAGCUGUGCAGAAAGAUAAUAUUAGUGUGUCUAGAUUGUCAGUAGUUCCAGCAAAACAGGCAUCUCUGGUGAAAACAGGAAGGAAAAGGAGGACUCCAAAGCAGAACUCGGAGCCAGUUGAGGCCAUGUCAGGUAUGAAACGGCUUUUAAGGACCCCAGAGCAAAAGUCAGAGCCAGUAGAGGCUUUGUCAGGCAUCAAACAGCUCAUGAAGACCCCAAAACAGAAGACAGAACCUGUAGAGGCCCUGUCAGGCGUCAAGAGGCUCAUGAGGACCCCACGGCAGAAGCCAGAACCACUUGAGGACCUGUCUGGCAUCAAGGAGCUCAUGAGGACACCAGAAACCCCAAAGGUGAAGUAUCAACCAGUAGAAGACAUGGUUGGGAUCAGUCGCAUCUUCAAGACACCAGAGGACAAAGUUGAACCAGUAGAAAACAUGUUUGGCAUUAGCAGAUUGAUGAAGACUCCAAGACAGAAGUAUCAACCAGUUGAGGACUUUGUGGGGCUGCAAAGGCUCAUGGCAGAGCCCAGGCAGAAAUCUGCUGUUGAGGUGGACUAUGGUGGAGUGACAGAACUGUUUGGAACACCAGAGGAGGUGAAGGUCAGAGCAGUAAGUGUUAUGGAUUCCCAGCAAGAUGCUCCUACUCCUUGUUCAAAUUCCACUCAUGAAAAUCAAGGACAAACUGCCCAAGGUGAAGAUUCUCAACAGAAGGAAUCAACUGGUGAAGACCAGCCAACCCAGACAUCAAGGAGGGGCAGACCAAGGAAGACUGUACCUCCUGCUUCAGCCAAACAGUGUGCACAGAGAGGGAAUUUAAAGGAAUCGCAAAGUCUGGAUGCAGCCAGCACCCAAGAGGAGAUGAGAACCAUCACAUCUGAAAGCAAAGGAAGAGGAAGGAGAACCAGGCGUUGUGUACAAGAAGAAAUCAUUUCAAAGCAACCUGAGCAGGAAAGACUUGAAAUUGGGUCAGUUGUGGAACCACAUGGAGCCACUCAAAGACCAGCAAGAGGUGGAAGGAAGCAACUGAAGGAGUUAAAACAUCCAAGUGAGAAUCUUGAGUCUUGUGUUGAAGAUUCAGGGCUACAAGAAGAGUCCACAAGUAUGAAUCAGGCUGUGCAGGAGCAGUGUGGCCUCAAUGACAUAAUAGAAACUGAAGCUGGUCCAAGCACAAGGAGAGUCUCUGAUAACCUUCCAAAUCAAAACUGUCAGCUACAAACUGGUAAAAAACCUGAGAGCAAACCUGAUGGAAGUGGUAGAGAAGAGUGUGAAGAAGUGCUGCUGUCACCUUGGAGGAGAACUAGAGGGGCAGAGAACACAGAACCACUUAUUCCAGCUAAAAGAGGAAGAAGAGCCAGAAAUGACCAAGCGAAACAAGUUCCUUCAGCAGACCUUGAUGGAACAAGAAGAAAACUUCGUAGAGAUCCAUCAGCAAAGAUUAUCCAAAGCGAUGAACAGACUUUUGAUAAGGGUCCUGAGACUGUCACAGCAGAAGAAUCUGAAAGUGAAACUAAACCUGAAAUAAAGGUAACAGAGAAGAGUGUCAGGUCUUUAAGGAGCACUGGAAAUAGGAAGCUCUCAGCUGAAGUGAAAGUAGCAGAUAUUUGUGAGGUUGCACUUGAAAAUACACAAAGCACUCAGGAAACUGAGGAAACCUCAACUGAAACACAGUCACACAGCAAAAAUGGCAUUAAAGCAUCUCAGGGAUAUGGAACAGAGAAUGCUAAGGAAGUUAGAAGAGAGAGAGCUCCUUCUGCAGAGGCAAACCAAGCUGCUCUGAACUUGGAAGCAACCAGAGGUGCAGUACAGGAAACAACCAGGACCAGAAGCAGGAGAGGCAAAAAAGACUCUUUGGAGAACAAGGCUGAUGAAUUCACUGAAGAUGUGAACAAGAUAAAGCUAAUUACACCCAAAUCUAAGUCAGAAACAGAAAUGGAUGAACCUUCUCUCAAAGAUCCUUUGGGCUCUGUUUGUGGCAAGGACACAUCCCAAGGCACAAAGGAUGGGAAGAGCCCAGGUGUCACCUCAGCAAAGAGUGACAGUCCUGCCCACAGCCCUCGCAGGAGGACAAGGAAUGAAGUUCAGCCAAAGCCAACUGCACUCCUGCAGGAGAAUCCAGCACAGAGAAGUGGAACAGUGUGUAGAAGAGGAAGAGGCAAAAAAGUGAGUUUUGAUCUUGAAAACAGUUCCAAAGUGGAUGAAGGAAAGAGCUUACCUGGGGAGGAGGAAGGAACAGCUGACACAGGCAGUCAACACGAGAAUCCACAAACUGCUCCUUCACGAGGUAGGAGAGGCAGAAGAAAGCAAGUUGAUUCCAUUCCACAAAUAGCUAGUCCUACCUUGAGGGAAACACAAGACCAGAUCACAGCUGAGGCUGUUGUGAAGGAGCAAGUCUCAGGUGAGGAAGCUAAUCCCUCGGCAGGAGACAACCCACCGAGGCGAGGGAGGAGACAAGAGGUCUCUGCAGCACCACAGACUCUGAGGUCUCCUUCUGUCAGAACCAGGCGUAGGCUGCUAGAGGAUGAUGAGAAAAAGGCUGUGAGGGAAGUUGAAAGUCCAACUCUGGGACAUCAAGCUGUGCAGGCAAAGGCAAAUGCAUCGGCAAGGGUCAAGAAGAGAAAGAUUGAUGUAGCAGCAGAGGCACAAAGUUCAGCUCCUCUCCAGGGAAAACGCGGCUCAUCAGACACUGGAGAUGAGGGUAGGAAUGAACAACAAAAUGUGCCCUUGGAAACAGUGUCCUGUGAAAAGGAGAAGCCAUUGGGAAGAGGCAGAAGAAGAGAAGCUGCUGUGGUGUCACCCACAGCCUAUUCCAUUUCUCUUCAAGGGAAACAUGGUUUGCCUGCAGGGAAUGGUGGAGAAGGAGCUCCAGAAGCAUCAAAAGAAGAGCAAAAUCUUUCCUUGGAAACUUGUGAUUCAUCUGGAAAAGAAAACCAGCUGAGAAGAGGCAGAAGGAAAGGAACUGCCCUCUUGUUAGAAGCUACAGAUUCUACUUCCCUUCAGGGAAAGCGAAGUGGUAGAAAAAAUAAUGCUAGGGAGGCAAAAAAGCUGAUUUUGGAGAAAUCUCCUUCCCAGGAAAACAGGGAUCUACCCAAACGGAACUCAAGGCAAACAGGCACUUCACUGGCUGUUAGUUCCCCCUCACUUCAGGGUUUGCUAGAAGAUGGUAGGAAGGAAACUCCUGAAGACCCUCAGGAAGGAGCUCUAUCUGCAAGAGAAAAGCCAUCAAGAGUGGGCAGAAAGAAAGCAACUUCUUCCCCAUCUGAAGAAACUAACCCCACUUCUCUCAGGGAGAAACCUGGCCUGCCCAAAGGCAGAGGUCAAAGGGGGAUUCCAAAAGGUGAAGAUACAUCUCCAUCAAAUAAUUCAUGCCAGAGAAGGAUGAGGCAACUGAGGAAUAACAGCAGGAAGGUAGAAUUCACAUCAGGUGCAGCUACUCCUGUUUCUCCGCAUAAAAACUUGGCAGCAAAUGGAAGCAGUUCAGAAUCUCAGAGUGGGUGUUUGGCACCCACUGGUGCUGAGGGCAGUGAUCAGAGUGGAAAGGGACAGCAGGUGAACCCCAGGCCCCAGAGAACCUCCACCUCUCGCAAAAGGAGAGGGCAGCUGCCAGCAGAGGACUUGGGUCCCAAGAAAUUGAAAUCAG